Symphalangus syndactylus (siamang) is the source of this 2265-nucleotide messenger RNA. It is a transcript of the gene CCT6B, whose product is annotated as chaperonin containing TCP1 subunit 6B. The record is from RefSeq and is a predicted model, not a curated record. Gene Ontology annotation, molecular function: ATP binding; ATP-dependent protein folding chaperone; ATP hydrolysis activity. Lineage: Eukaryota; Metazoa; Chordata; Mammalia; Primates; Hylobatidae. Gene Ontology annotation, biological process: protein folding.
UUGGCCGAGGCUCAAGAGAGCGUGGCGUCGCAUUGCCGUUUUUGCUCAGAAUCGCGACUAAGGCUUUUUUUUUUUCUCCCUCUGAACGAUUAGGCUAUGGCUGCGAUAAAGGCCGUGAACUCCAAGGCUGAGGUGGCGCGGGCCCAGGCAGCUUUGGCCGUCAAUAUAUGCGCCGCCCGAGGGCUGCAGGAUGUGCUGCGGACCAACUUGGGUCCUAAAGGCACCAUGAAAAUGCUUGUUUCUGGUGCAGGUGACAUCAAACUCACCAAAGAUGGCAAUGUGCUGCUCCAUGAGAUGCAAAUUCAACAUCCAACAGCUUCCUUGAUAGCAAAAGUAGCAACAGCUCAGGAUGACGUCACAGGAGAUGGUACUACUUCAAAUGUUCUAAUUAUUGGAGAGUUAUUAAAACAAGCUGAUCUGUACAUUUCUGAGGGCCUGCACCCUAGAAUAAUAGUUGAAGGAUUUGAAGCUGCAAAGAUAAAAGCACUUGAAGUUUUGGAGGAAGUUAAAGUGACAAAGGAGAUGAAAAGAAAAAUCCUCUUAGAUGUAGCUAGAACAUCAUUACAAACCAAAGUUCAUGCUGAACUGGCUGAUGUGUUAACAGAGGCUGUGGUGGAUUCUGUUUUGGCUGUUAGAAGACCAGGUUACCCUAUUGAUCUCUUCAUGGUAGAAAUAAUGGAGAUGAAGCAUAAAUUAGGAACAGAUACAAAGUUGAUCCAAGGAUUAGUUUUGGAUCAUGGUGCCCGUCAUCCAGAUAUGAAGAAGCGAGUAGAAGAUGCAUUUAUCCUUAUUUGCAACGUUUCACUGGAAUAUGAAAAAACAGAGGUGAACUCUGGUUUCUUUUAUAAGACUGCAGAAGAGAAAGAGAAAUUGGUAAAAGCUGAAAGAAAAUUUAUUGAAGAUAGAGUACAAAAAAUAAUAGACCUGAAGGACAAAGUCUGUGCUCAGUCCAAUAAAGGAUUUGUCGUCAUUAAUCAAAAGGGAAUUGAUCCAUUUUCCUUAGAUACUCUUGCAAAACAUGGAAUAGUAGCUCUUCGCAGAGCAAAAAGAAGAAAUAUGGAAAGACUCUCUCUUGCUUGUGGUGGAAUGGCCGUGAAUUCUUUUGAAGAUCUCACUGUAGAUUGCUUGGGACAUGCUGGUCUUGUGUAUGAGUAUACAUUAGGUGAAGAAAAGUUCACUUUUAUCGAGGAGUGUGUUAACCCUCGCUCUGUUACCUUGUUGGUUAAAGGACCAAAUAAGCAUACUCUCACACAAGUCAAGGAUGCCAUAAGAGACGGACUUCGUGCUAUCAAAAAUGCCAUUGAAGAUGGUUGUAUGGUUCCUGGAGCUGGUGCAAUUGAAGUGGCAAUGGCUGAAGCUCUUGUUACAUACAAGAACAGUAUAAAAGGAAGAGCUCGUCUUGGAGUCCAAGCUUUUGCUGAUGCCUUACUCAUUAUUCCCAAGGUUCUUGCUCAGAAUGCUGGUUAUGACCCACAGGAAACACUAGUAAAAGUUCAGGCUGAGCAUGUCGAGUCAAAACAACUUGUGGGCAUAGAUUUGAAUACAGGUGAGCCAAUGGUAGCAGCAGAUGCAGGAGUUUGGGAUAAUUACUGUGUAAAAAAACAACUUCUUCACUCUUGUGGAGAUGGGGUUUCACUAUGUUGCCCAGGCUGGUCUGGAACUCCUGAGCUGGACCGAUCCUCCUGCCUUGGCCUCCCAAAGUGCUGAGAUUACAGGAGUAAUUGGGCAGUAUCUUUUAACUGAGACGGAGUUUCAUUCUUGUCGCCCAGGCUAGAGCGCAGUGGUGUGAUCUCAGCACUCUGCAACCUCCGCCUCUGGGAUUCAAGCAAUUCUCCUACCUCAGCCUCCUGAGUAGCUGGGAUUACAGGUGCAUGCCACCACGCCCAGCUAAUUUUUGUAUUUGUAGUAGAGAGGGGGUUUCACCAUGUUGGCCAGGCUGGUCUUGAACUCCUGACCUCAGGUGAUCCUCCCACCUCGGCCUCCCAAAAUGCUGGGAUUACAGGCAUGAGCCACCGUGACCAGCCAACUUUUCUCUUAGCCAAGAACACUCUUUCCCCACACUCUCACAGGGCUUACUCCCCCAACUCAACUUAGUUACCCUUUCUUUUUUAAAAAAACAGCUCCAUCUCCUGCCAUGUUCUGUAUCUUCUGCUUUAUUUUCUUUGGAACAGUCAUCACUAUUAAAUAAAAUGCUGGAUUUGUUCAUUGUUCAUCUCCCCCCAAAUCAGAUUGGAAGAUGCUCUCUGUUCCCAGUGGAUUUCUCCC